Messenger RNA from Protopolystoma xenopodis, 1491 nucleotides. NCBI's taxonomy places the organism in Eukaryota, Metazoa, Platyhelminthes, Monogenea, Polystomatidea, Polystomatidae. The record is from the annotation of a GenBank genome assembly.
AUGGAUAGUAUGGAAGAUAUGCAGGUUUGUUUAGGGAAAAAUGGUCACGAUAUGAAAAACGGUUCGAAUGAAGAUAGUAAUGACAAUAUUAAGGCGAAACGAGGGCCAAAGUACGGCAACUUGGAAGGCCGGCGCACCAUCGCUACGCCGCCAUUGCAAUUCGACUCAACUUUUCCUUGUCAAAAGUGUCCAUCCUUUCAAACUCAAGUUGGAACCCUUCAGAAAAACCGGCCUUUCAAGGAGAGCUCACAAUUCAGGAUGGAUGAUCCUUCAUCUGUGCUGAAGGAUCCAAUAAAUCCGCAUUUUCCGCUGGGUUCUACGACUUACCGGAGUUUUAAUGUAUUUGAAGCACCGAUAGAUCCGAUGCGACAACCAAGUGAUAUCCUCGCCCCUGUAUUGCCUCCUCCAUCAUCAUCCUGUACUGGCUUCCGCUCCUCCACUCCUUCUUCUCCUCGUCUUAAUGUUCUGGUUUCCAGAGUUCUCACUCCCCCCCCUAGUACAGAGGACGCCUGUAAAGAGGAUGCCACUCUCUCGAAUUGGUCUGCUUACCAGCCGAUGCGACAACUGGUAUCCAACGUUCUACCAGACUUUUCUGAAACGGAAACACCUACCACUCCGGUAUGGCGGAAUGAAUGUUUUGCUUCCACCUCCAGAGACCAUCUAUAUCCAAAUGUCCGCUGCCUCGAGAGGCCUCGGGAGAGGGAGAAUUUGGGCCACGGUCACAGUAGUCUAGAGAAGUUUGGCAGAGAAGCGAAGACUUCUAUUGAGAAUGGCGUAGAGGAUAAUGGAACUUACAGGACAAAUGAUGACUCUCUUGAGGCGGCAGACUGCCAUUACAGAAGUCAUUUUGUGCCCAGUCAGCAACGGUUACAGCCUAAAUCGGCCACUUUUGAGUCAUUCGCUUCUCACUCGCGUUUUAGAGAGGAGCAUUUAGCUUUUGAUUACUCUCCUGUUACAUGCUUUUUUACCAACCAACAUGGGAUUCUACCCUCAAACACAAGGCCUCAAGCCAUCAUGCGAUCCUACCUUUCGGGAAAAGAAGAUUUGCUUUUUGAUCCGAAAAGUGAACAUUUGCCUGACUCGAGGCCAGAAGUAUCAGAAUUAUGUUCAUCUGCAGAAAAGCAUGCAAUUGAGCGCGCAUCAACUCACGGAUUUGAUCCUACAAUCUUUCAACCCUGCAUCAAUCUACUUUUCUCCAACAAUCCGUCCAUAGGUCCCAGCCAUCCCAGCAUUACGCUACCUUCCUCUUGCGACAUUACAUGCCCACCUUUUGUGUGCUGCUAUGAUGAUGGCACGAUCGUUGACUCAAUGAUACCAUCUGAUGGCCUCCGACUAGCGACACGAUGCAACGUCCCAACUUCACAUCGGCUGCACACCGUCCCUUAUCACCCGUCGCUGUCCACUCCUCAAAACCCUGUUCAAACGACCCUUGAAAGUGCCCACUUUGCGGCCUUUUUUGGCUUGCCCUGCUUGAAAGAUACAGGUUCAUGA